Penicillium cosmopolitanum is the source of this 1410-nucleotide messenger RNA. RefSeq lists its product as uncharacterized. Gene Ontology annotation, biological process: nucleoside metabolic process. The record is from RefSeq and is a predicted model, not a curated record. NCBI's taxonomy places the organism in Eukaryota, Fungi, Ascomycota, Eurotiomycetes, Eurotiales, Aspergillaceae. Gene Ontology annotation, cellular component: cytosol. The coding region runs from base 1 to 1410 and encodes 469 amino acids. Gene Ontology annotation, molecular function: S-methyl-5-thioadenosine phosphorylase activity. The transcript has 6 exons.
AUGGCAUCUCCAAUUCCCUCCUCCUCGCCCUUCACCCGCUCAGUCGUGGACUCCAUGAGGAAGAUCUACCCCGAAGCGCUGGCUGAUAAGAGUUUUGAUAACACUGGAUUGCUUCUCGAAGCUCCCUUUGACCCAUCACGACGCCAGAAGAACUCGGUCCUCCUCGCCAUCGACUUGACAACCGCCGUCGCCGAUGAGGCGAUCAAGCGUCGCGAUUCAGCGAUCGUGGCCUACCAUCCGAUCAUCUUCCGCGGCCUGAAGGCUAUCACCCUCGAUGACACACAGCAACGAUCACUCCUGCGAUUGGCCCAACAUGGAAUCAGUGUCUACUCCCCGCAUACCGCGGUUGAUACUGUACCCGGAGGAAUGGCGGAUUGGCUUUGUGACGUGGUGACGGGUACCUUCCAACCCGUCGCGACUCAGACACAUACUGCUUCUCAGAGCUGCAAUUCAAAGUUAUAUUCGGUGCCUACCUACCCUCAAGCUCAAGCUGUACCCACUGCAGCAUCGGCAGACGCAUCCCAACAAAUCCCCCAUAUCCGAUCCACCAUCCAUCCAUCUCCCGCAGCCUCAAUCCCGGAAGGAUUCGAGUCGGCUGGUGCGGGUCGCCUCGUCACAUUUAACGAGGAUCAACCUCUUACGACUCUGAUUGACCACAUUGGUCGCGGGGUCGGUCUUCCGGGGGUAUUCCCAUUGCGAUCCCGCAAUCGCAGUCGAUUGACAACAUUCGCAUCCGUACCGUCGGAACUCUCGCGACAGUGGAAGUCCGACCGGGAGAGUGCCCUGCAGGCUCUUCACGAUAGCGCGAAGCAGGGUGGAUCAGCUAUGUCCCCUUGCGCCGAAGCUUACCAGGAUGGCGGCGUGGAGGUAUCCGUUAGUGAGGCCGACCGGCCUGUCCCAAUUGCUGUCAUUGGCGGCACUGGACUUCGUGAACUGCCUGGUUUCACCCAAGUGGCCUCUCUGUCCAUCAGCACUCCCUGGGGUGAACCCUCCUCGCCCAUCACCAUCCUGCACCACCAGUGCAAACACAAUGAGAAGACUGUCGCCGUGGCUUUCUUAAGCCGUCACGGUGCUCAUCACCAGAUCGCCCCCCACGAAGUCCCCGCCCGCGCCAACAUCGCCGCUCUGCGCUCCAUCGGUGUCCGCAGCAUCAUCGCCUUCUCCGCUGUCGGCAGUCUGCAAGAGGCUAUCAAGCCCCGCGACUUUGUGAUCCCCGAUCAGAUCAUCGACCGUACCAAGGGUGUCCGGCCCUGGACUUACUUCGAGGGUGGAAUUGUUGCCCACGUUCCCUUCGGUGAUCCCUUUGACGAGGGUAUUGCCAAGAUCGUGCGUGAGUGUGGACACAGUUUGGAGGGAGAUGGGGUUGUCCUGCACGACCGUGGUACCGUUGUCUGCAUGGGUAAGUUUUGA